AUGAAUUAUUCAACUUUUCAACUACUCGAUUUGCCUGAUAAGAUGCUUAUUGAAAUUUUCAAUAAACUCACAAGAGUCGAUGUGCUCUUUUCAAUUUUGGGUGUUAACAAACGACUUAAUCGAUUGGUAUGUGAUCCUACUUUUACUCAUUUUCUCGAUUUAACAAUUAAAGCAUCAUAUGAUGAACGACAUUCUUUGCCUGAUGUUAUACUCGAUCGAUUUUGUUUAUUUAUAUUACCACGAAUUCAUAACAAUAUUCAAUCUCUUCGUGUUGAACCAUCGUCAAUGGAACGUAUUCUUCUUAUUUGUGAUUAUCCUAAACUUCAUAAAUUAAUUUUAAAUUCAAUCAAACCUGAAGCUUUUCUAAAAUAUUUAGCAGAUGAUUCAACUAUCGUACAUAUCUUUAAACGGAUUACACAUCUUGAAGUCUCUACUAUUGAAUAUUAUAGUCAUAUGACAAUACCACAAAUGGAUUUGAAUAAAAAUGGAUAUGCACGUCUUUUUUCUGUCUGUCAUCAUUUAACUCAUUUGAAUAUUAAUGGAAAAUAUCUUCAUUUGGAUACAUGGAUGCGACAAAAUGCUUUACCAUUGACUAUGUGUUCAUCAUCAAUUAUAGUCGAAUUAAAUGUUAAUGUAAAUACGAUAGAUGAUUGUUUGCGUCUACUCGAUGGUCGUUUCAGUCAAAUGAAAAUUUUGAACAUUACUAUUGAUUCUAUUGAAGCUACAUCAUUGAAUAUUGCUAAUCAGAAUAGUCUACCUAAUUUGACAACAUUUGCCUUGUUUUCAACUAUGCCAACAGAAGAAUAUGAUAAUUUGAUAGUACCAUUACUUCGACGAAUGCCGAAUAUAGAAGAACUAACUUUAUGUCUCGAUGUUGAAAAUCGAUCAACAUUUAUUGAUGGUACUGUUCUUCAUAGAGAUAUACUUAUUCAUAUGCCACGAAUAAAUAUAUUUCUUUUCAAUAUUAUAACAAUUGAUCAUCAUGUUGACUUGAGUCAUUGGUUUAAAAAUGAUGAUAUUGAAGAAACAUACAUUAUCGAUGAUGGACAUCCUUAUAUUUAUUGUCGUGUUGAUUUUUUUACAAAUGGUAUUGGUCGAUUUCGAAUAGCUUCAUAUCCAUUUCAUACAAAAAACUUAAAUCUAUAA
Rotaria sordida is the source of this 1146-nucleotide messenger RNA. NCBI's taxonomy places the organism in Eukaryota, Metazoa, Rotifera, Eurotatoria, Philodinida, Philodinidae. The record is from the annotation of a GenBank genome assembly.